AUGGCGAAUGAACUUAAGGAAAUUAACGAUAUUGUAAAAAAAUGCAGAAUUUUACUUUUGGACAUCGAAGGAACAACAACAUCGAUCAGCUUUGUUAAGGAUAAAUUAUUUCCCUAUGCAGAGGAAAAAGUGAAACAGUUUCUUGAAACCCAGUGGGAACAAGAGGAUGUUAAAGAGGCAGUAACAGCACUCCGGAAACUUGCUUUGGAAGAUAAAGAGAAAAGUGUUGAUGGAGUCGUCCAUAUUCCUGGAGAGGAUGCAUCAAAGGAGGAUCAGAUCGAGGGUGUGGUGAAUAAUGUGAAGUGGCAGAUGUCUGCUGACCGUAAGGUGGGCCCUUUAAAGCAGCUCCAGGGGCUCAUCUGGAAGCAGGGAUAUGAUAAUGGUGAUAUUAAGGGGCACGUUUAUGACGACGUAUCACCGGCCCUUGAGCAAUGGCAAUCUGUCGAAGGACAAAAAGUCUAUAUUUACUCUUCAGGCUCAGUCCAAGCACAGAAGAUGCUUUUUGGGCAAUCCGAAGCGGGAGAUCUCCUACGAUUCAUAGAAGGACACUUUGACACCGCUGUUGGCGCUAAGCAGGAGGCUGGCAGUUAUACUGCGAUAGCAGAGAGUAUUGGCUGCAAACCUGAUGAGAUUCUGUUUCUUACCGAUGUUGUAAAAGAGGCAGAGGCGGCGCGCGCGGCGGGGAUGCACGCGGCGCUGGUGAGCCGCGAGGGCAACGCGCCGCUGCCCGCCGGCGCCGCCGCCGCCUUCGCCGUGCUGCACAGCCUCGCGCAGCUCGCCUCCAACAAGCGCAAGACCGAGCCACAGGACGAGCUGCCCGCAAAAAUUGCCAAAACUGACAACGAGGGCAAUAUCAAAAGUAUACCUGACGUAGAGCCUGUCGUCUCUGCCAGUGUAGAAAAAGAAACCAAGAAAUCAGAAGAAAUGGAAGUAGAGGAAGAGGAAAAGGUUAUUGGUUCUACGAAAGAAGUAAACGAACAAAAAGAAGCUGAUGCUGCAUCUGUAGUAACAGAGACCAUUGUUGAAGAAGUUACUGAUGAACCAAUGGAUGUUCCUGUAGCUGAUGUAGAGCCCAUUGUCAUUGAGGAGAUGGUAGAGAAUACUGAAGAGAAAAAGACUGAACAAAUGGAAACUGAAUCCACAAAAUCCGAACCGUCUACGAAUGAAUCCAAAGGAAAAGAAGAUACGGUCGAUAAAAAGGAAAAGGAAAAGCCUAAGAAGGCUGCUCCUGUUGCCGAAGAAACUUCGCCCAUGGUUAUUACUGAAAUCGAAGAAGUAAUGAAUGAAAAAGUUUUAGAGGAAGCUGAAGAAAUAAUUGAUGAUAUUGAACCCAUAGUUGAAGAACCUCCAGCAAAUGAAGAUAUAGAAGUUUUACAAAGUGCUGGAGAGGUUCUAGAAAAGGAAUGUGAUGAAAUUUUAUCAAAAGUUGAAGACGUCACUAACUUGGACACCAUGUCCGUGAAACCUUUACUUAAACCUAUUGCUGAAGAAACUAUGGAAGCUGGAGAUUCUAAUGAUACAGUUGAUAGAAUAUUAGAUACCGAAAUAGAACAAAUGAAACAGAAUGAAAAGAGUGAAAAUGUUGAUACAAAAAAUACUGAACCAGAAAUAAAGGAAGAAGAAACAAAAGCGCUUACGGUUGACGAGAAAAAAAGUUCGGAAGGUGCUACUGACAAAGCAUCAGAAGUAAGUCCUGAAGAAAAAUUAGCAGAACAAAGGGAAGAAAUUAAGAGUGAAGAAAUAGCUAAAGAAUCAGAAAAAGAUCCUGAAGAUAGUAAAGCAGAGUCAAUAGAAGACAAAAUAACUAAGGAAACUAAUAAAAGCGAGCCUGAAAGUACAGAAGCGUCUGUUGAAGUAGAUGUAGAACAAAAAAUAUCAGAGAAAAUAUCAGACAGCGAUACAAAAGUUCCUGUAGAAUCAAAAGAAAAUACUGUAGGGGUUGAAGUCAAGCCUGAAAGUGAAUCAGCAGAGUCACAAAUGAAUGGGAAAAGAAACAGAGAAACUGUACCUGUUAGUUUGAAUGGAGAUGCUAGCAAAGAUGAAGAAUUGAGUUCUCGAUUGUCAGCUGAGAACGGUAAACAAGAAGAAUUAAAUGGUUCCAAUGGUGACUCUGUUGUAACAGAAAAAGUCCAAGAAGAUAAUAAGGUUGAAGCUGAGGUGUCCGACAUCAAAGUGAAAACUGUUCCGACUGAGGAGCCACGCACUGAUCCAAUAGAGCAACCUACGGAAGCAUAA
Molecule: messenger RNA, 2235 nt
Organism: Parnassius mnemosyne (clouded apollo)
Lineage: Eukaryota; Metazoa; Arthropoda; Insecta; Lepidoptera; Papilionidae
Source: the annotation of a GenBank genome assembly